Molecule: messenger RNA, 12801 nt
Organism: Drosophila santomea
Lineage: Eukaryota; Metazoa; Arthropoda; Insecta; Diptera; Drosophilidae
Gene: btv
Product: cytoplasmic dynein 2 heavy chain 1
Exons: 25
Coding region: 1-12699 (4232 amino acids)
Biological process (GO): microtubule-based movement
Cellular component (GO): dynein complex
Molecular function (GO): ATP binding; ATP hydrolysis activity; dynein intermediate chain binding
Source: RefSeq, a predicted model, not a curated record
AUGACCCAGCGCACAAAAUUUAUAAUAAAUACAUCCGUCGAAUACUUUUCCGCCCGUUUGCCGGGUUCGGAACUGGAUGAGCAGACGGCUAUGAUUCUGGAGUUUCUGGAACAGGAAGAGCUGACGGUUAUCUCAGCGGUGCACAGCAGACCCGAUGGCAAAAUCCGAUUCCACCAUCGCAUUCCCAAUGAAGAACUCUGCCUGCUCUUCUACAAGGUGCCGCAGAUGGGGCAUAUUCACAAGGAGGGUGGAAGUGAGCCUCUGCUGGGUAUUUUAACACUAGAAGGGGGCAUGGUCAAGUCGAUUUACAAUUCUGUUUCUCGCGUAUUCUCGCCCUCUGCCAACUCGGCCCGGCGUAGCGAAUAUGGGCCCGAGUUGAGCGGAAUUCUGGAGAACUUGCACCAAAACUUGGGAUCCAGCUUGGGAUUACCACAGAGCGGCAUUACGAGUCUGCGAGACGAGAUUAAAUAUUGGCAGCAGAAACUAGGCCAAAAGUCGAGUUCUCGAUUGGACCGCGAGGCUGCUCAAGUGUUCAUUGGUGUUUUGGAAAAUAUAGAAAAACAAAUCAGCACCAUUGACGGGGCCAAUCCGAGUGGCACAAUUGAGGAGUUCCUCGACCAUGCCCACAGCAACCUGGACGAAUUGUGGAGGCUUCCUUACAACUAUCCCCAGCAGAGGAUGACGGACCUGUUGGACAUCAUUGGAAAGCGACUGUUGGAGGUCUGCUUAACUCAAUUGCUGGCCGAAGACGUCUGGAGCCUCAAUUCCAGUCAUGUUAACAAUCUUAUGAGCCAGAGCAUCGAUACUGUGGACGCUUGGAUCCAGCUCUGCGACUCCCUCACCCGUCUAUUUUGGCCAAACUACGUGAAGCACCCGUGGCUUGGAGAUUCGCAUGUGCCUAAGCGAGGACAACUGUUCAAAGAGCGGCUUAGUGAGAUCCGGAGCAUCAAACAGCUAUACAAGCAGAUUGCCACCUUGCUGGAGGAUACCGAGCUACAGGAAAUGUUUCAGGAACAGGCUCCCUUUACAGAAUUCAACAUUUUUGACACAUCCUCGUUGGGGCAGAAUAAAUGGCAUAAGGCUCUGCAGCACUUUGAGCAGGUUCUGCAGCCAAUUGAUGAGCGAAUUGCCGCCGCCCUUAAGGGGCAGUUGCAUAACCACCUGAGUAAUCCACGGCAGGUGAUCUUCAUCUUCUCCAAAUACGAAACUCUUAUCCAGAGACCUGCUGUCCUGGAACUGUUGACCAUCGAAAGGGAGCAGUUUUUGCAAUCGCUGCACAUCCUUUUGCAGGAUCUACGCAAGGCGAUGGUGGAUUCAAAUAUGGAACCCGAUACUGGUCAUCUGUCAGUGAUAUGCAAUGAGUGCCGCUGGUUGAAGGUGGUUCAACAUCAGAUCCAGGAGAUCGAAAAGGUUAGCCAUUUGAUAAGUGGACGGGAGGGUUUCGACAAGAUCAACAAGGCAGUGCAGGAAAUCAAGGAGGAAACCGAGUCCCUGCUGCGUACUAACUUCGAGAUCUGGUCAGGACAGUGCUCCACGGCUGUCAAAAGCGGUGAGCUAAGACUUCGUGACGAUCAGGCGGUGGUAAAGUUCGAGAAAGAGGGUCGCCAGCUGAUGCGGGUAACCUUCAAUCCCAAACUGGUGACUUUCUGCCAGGAUGUGCGCGAAUUUGAGAAUCUAGGCUACAAUGUUCCCCUCGAACUGCGAGCCGCUGCCACCCAUGCAGCCAAAUAUAUGUGCUAUGCCCGCCGAUUGCAGCAGAUCGCCACUUUCCAUAACACGAUCGGCGAUCGGAUGAUCCCCUGCCAACGGCCCAUUAUGUUGAAGAAUGCCUUGGAGCUCCAGCGUUUGGUUCAAAGCGAAACGGUCGCCUGGCAGGACGAGUCCUCCGUUCAGCGCUAUGUUGAUAUCCUACAGGCGGCCGUUUCUAAACUGUCCUCGGAUAAUACACUCCUGGUGGCAUAUCACGAGCAGGCCAAGAGAUCAGUUUUGAAACUCAUGUCCACCGAUCUAUUGACCCAAAACCAAAUUUGGAAGGACGAACUGCGUCACCUUCGUGAACUGGUGGCCACUUUGGAGCGCCAGGGAUACACCCACUUGGAUGCCUUCAAGCUGCACUGGGAUCACCAGCUGUACAAAGUUCUGGAGUACCAGUACAUAUUGGGCUUGCUCGACAUGAACAACAAGUUGCCAGACAUACACGUAAAGCUGGUAUUGCGGCAGAGAGAACUAGUCUUCAGUCCACCGGAGGAGGAAAUUCGGGAGUUGUACUUCAGUCAGCUGAGACGCUUCAUUGAGAGACCCUGUAAUUUCCACGGCUUAUCUGAACACAGUCAGGAGCUCUUCAAAUCCAUGGUCACAGUAAACCGUCAUCACUUUGGACCACUUUACCAAAGGGCAGCUGAACUGUUUGACAAGUUGGAGGAUUUCAAGACCAUCUGGUUGCCCUGGAUAGCUUUGGGAUGUGUGGAUGUGGAUCAGCUCUGUGGGAUUCAUUUAAACGAGGCCGGCGAUUGGGAUCGUAACUUCAGAUCGUGCAAACAUUUUAGCCAACAGUUGGCAAAGCUUCAGCAGGCAGAGGAAUCCAUCGAUUGCAUAGUGAUCAAUGUCCUGCCUUUGAGAUCGGAUAUUGAAUAUAUUAGCAGACGGUACUGGGAGUCUCUGGCAAAUAGCCUGCGAACUGCUAUCAUGACGGAUGUGAGUCUGAUCCAGGAGUUCCUCCAAAGUGCCCUGCAGUUCCUGCAAAAUGUACCCAUGGACGAGGGUAGCAUUAGUCAAUCGGGAAUGAAGUACGAGAAGAUAAUGAGUGAGUUGCCGCAAAUCGAGAAAACUUUGGAUGCGGUUCGAGCAAAGGAUGCCUGUCUGGCGGGCUGGUGCAAGGAAAGGGUCACAGCUCUGUCGGGAAUUCUGCUGCAAUGGGAGCAGUUGCAGCCUCUUCUCGAGAACCAUGCAGUGAUCCUCCAGCGACAAGUGGAUAUGAUCAAAAACCAGGCCGAGACACAACUCCAAAACCUCAAGAACGAGGCCGAGAAAUUUCUACUCAGGUGGGAGUCCACAAUAUCCGAACUAGAGGCCAACGAGCACUCCACUCUGGACGUAUUCAAGGAGCGCAGACUCCAUUGGCAACAAUUGCAAGAGAAGAAGACCCAUCUGCUAGAGGAGUGUUCCAAAUUUAACAUGGCAUUUCCAUCAGAGAUGCUUAUUCCCUUCUCGGAAAUCGAAGAGCAAAUGGAGCAGCAAUCGAAGCAGUGGCAGGUCUACGACAGUUUCCUCACCGAACUGCAGCCAAUUCUUCAGGAGGAUUGGGCCAUCUACAGGCGACGUCCCUACGUCCUGAACGAAUUCAUUGGCAAAUGGGAGGGGUCGGUUCAUGCCUCGAUUGAUUUGCCCUCCAAGAGAAUUCGCCAGCAGGUGGAGCAGCUUCAAUCGGCGCUACCAAUUCUGCAGCAACUGCAAUCGGAUUCUUUGAGUGAACGGCACUGGGCUAGAAUAUUUCAGCUCCUCAAUCACAAGGAAUCCAAGCCACUGCAUUCCAUACUCCUCCAGGAUAUCCUACAGGACUUUCAGGCCCUGCAAUCGGCUGCUCAGGAGAUCAUUAGUAUAGUUCGACAGGCGUCGAGUGAACAGAUUGUGAGGCAGGCUUUGAUUGAACUAGACCAGUGGUCAGUCACGGCCCAAUUAAAAUUGAUCACUAGGACAGAUGCCUCUGGUCAGAGUGUCUCUUUGAUAAAGGACUACCAGGAGGUGCUUAACAAGAUAGGGGACAACCAGUCUCUUUUGCAAUCAGCCAAGAACUCAGCUGCCUUUGAAAGCUUUUCGGAUCAGGCUGAACUUUGGGAAAGUCGCCUAAAUACGCUAGAUUCCCUGUUAAGUAGCUUAAAUCAUUCUCAGAGACGUUGGGUUUAUUUGGAACCUGUCUUUGGGUCCGGGACCCUGCAACAGGAGCAGGCACUAUUUAAACGCAUCGACAAGGACUUUCGAUUUGUUAUGCGUGAAAUCGAGAUGGAUCCGCGGGUCACUUCGCUGACGAAAAUAAACAACAUCACCACCAUCGUCAAUGCUCUGGAGACCCAGCUGGCCAGGUGCCAGCAGAACUUGAUGAGCUAUAUAACCGACAAGCGCAACUCAUUUCCCCGCUUCUACUUUCUGGGCGAUGAUGAUCUACUCGAGCUCCUCGGACAGGCCAGCAAGGAUGCGGAGGUCAUCCAGCGGCACAUCCGUAAACUGUUCCCCGGUUGCCACCGUCUCAGCAUCCGCCAGGUGGGCCCUAAUCCAGCCACAUCCUGCGAUGUCAAUCAGUACAGUAUUACAUCCGUGCACAGUGCUGAGGGCGAUGAGCUCAAGCUAAGUCAGCCCGUCGAGAUGAAGGGCGACAUCGAGAGCUGGCUGAAUCAACUGGUGACUGUGGUGCAGGAUACUCUGAGGGACCAAAUUUACGAGUGCUACACCAGCACCACCGGCGGAAGUGAUAACCUCGACGAGAAAAUCCUAAAAAAGUAUGCCAGCCAGGUGUUGGCCACAGCCAGAGCCCUUCACUUCACCCGCCAGGCGGAACAGGCAAUUGGGGGCAUGUCCCUGGGAAAACUAAAGCAGCAGUUAAAGGAUGAAAUCACCCACCUCGCUGCCCUGAAACACAAGUCCGAGAACGGAACGCUGAUCAGCCUCAAACUAAGAGCCCUUCUCCUGGACUUGGUGCACUACUCCGGUGUGACGGAGCAGCUCCAGAAACACAAUGUGGUGCACACCAGCGAUUGGCAUUGGCUGUGUCAACUCAGAUAUUACCUGGGAAAAAUGGGCGGCACAUCGGGCGAAGUUAAUGCCAAUCGACAAGUUUGCGUCCGCAUGGUUUAUGCCGAAUUUGAAUACGCCUACGAGUUUCUGGGGCAGGCCAGCAAGCUGGUCCACACACGGCUCACUCACCGCUGCUAUCUCAUCCUCACGCAGGCGAUGCACAUGGGCCUGGGCGGUAAUCCCUUUGGCCCGGCUGGCACCGGAAAGACGGAGUGCGUCAAGGCCCUCGGGGCCAUGCUGGGCCGCUUGGUGUUGGUUUUCAAUUGCGACGAGAAUGUGGACACCGAGUCGAUGAGCCUCAUCCUCACCGGUCUGGCGCGCUGCGGAGCGUGGGGCUGCUUUGACGAGUUCAACCGGCUGCAGGAGGCCACUCUGUCGUCCAUCUCCAUGCUUAUCCAGCCCAUCCAGAGUGCCCUGAAGGAGCGGGCCAACAGCGUUCAGAUUGGCGAGCGGCAGAUACAACUCAACCAGCACUGUGGGAUCUUUGUGACUCUGAAUCCCGCCGGAGCGGAGUACGGUGGUCGUCAAAAGCUCCCCGGGAACAUCCAGGCCCUUUUCCGACCCAUUGUGAUGCAGCAGCCGGAGCCAGGCGAAAUCGCCCGGGUUAUGCUGUUUGUCGAGGGCUUUUCCGAGGCCUCCGCCAUCGCAUCCCGCAUCGUGGAGCUGUUUGAACUGAGCGGCAAGAUGCUGUCUGCCCAGCGGCAUUACGACUGGGGACUGCGGGAACUGAAGACGGUGCUCAUGGUGUGCGGAGAAGGUUUGAGGGAUCAAUUAACCAGCGAGGAUAACAACCAGUCCAGUGCUAGCUUGGAGAUGUCGGUGGUGGUUCGAUGUUUGCGUUCAUCCACCAUGUCCAAGCUAGCCCCCCACGAUGUCACUAGAUUUGAGAUGCUGCUCCGGAAUGUUUUCCCAGAGAUUGGCAGCUCGCCGGCGCCAGAAACCCAGCUCCAUCAAUCUCUAUCCGCCGCCUUUGCGCAAUUGGGCCUCUGUCGAAGCGAAAGGCAAAUUGAAAAAGCCUUGCAACUGCAUGAGCAACUGCAAAAACGAAUGGGAGUUGUGUUGGUGGGACCGCCAGGAUGUGGGAAAUCCACCAUCAUGGCACUCCUUAAACAGGCACUGAGUGGAACCCAGCUGAAAGUGCACACCAUCAGUCCAAAGUCAAUGAGUCGGAUUCAAUUGCUGGGACGCCUGGAUGCCGAUACUCGUCAGUGGCAGGACGGAGUACUGACCCACACAGCGGUGGCGGUCAAUCAGGAGCCAUCUCAAGUCCACUCGUGGAUCGUUUGCGACGGCAGCAUCGAUCCUGAAUGGAUAGAGGCACUGAACUCGGUCUUGGACGAUAACAAGCUCCUGACCUUGCCUUCGGGCUGGAGGAUUCAGUUCGGGAGCAAUGUUAACUUUAUUUUCGAAACAGAUGAUGUGAGGCAUGCGUCUCCAGCAACAAUUUCCAGAAUGGGCAUUGUCAAUAUGAGUUACGACUACUAUCCUGCGGACGGGAUUCUUAAACAUGAGCUAUCAAAGGAACCAUAUGGCGACCUGUUGCAAAGUUAUGUGGAAGGGAAUUUCCAAUAUGCUGUCAAUUGGCUGGAAAGUCAACUUUUAUUGGCUCACCUGCCUGGUAUAAAUCGGGCCCACCUUCUGCGCUCUCUACUGCUACAACUUCAUGAUUGUCAAUCUCUGGAGGAAUAUGGAGCAGCCACUCUGCGUGCUCUUUUCGGUUACAUACCUAACGAUCGACAGCGGGAGUUUGCCCAACUGAUUCUAAAACACGCCAAUAUUUACGUGCCUAAUCCUAACUACGCUGAAUUGACUCACUACGAACGCAAUAGAAAUUCCCUAGAGCAAUAUCCGGUGGACGCAAUCGAGACACCAGAAAAAGGAUCCCAGUUAAUAAUUACAUCCUACAUGAAAUCAUACUUGGACAUUCUGGAAACCCUGCUGAAAUCUCAGGGUGCAAGAAUAGCGCCCUUUAUGCUCAUUGGUCCAAGUGGGUCGGGCAAAACCCUGCUCCUUCAAAGAGCGGUGCUGGAGAACUCAGGCUAUCAGUUGGCCACCAUCAAUUGUUCUACUCAACUGACUCCCAGGUAUAUUUUGCACACAUUAAAGAUGCACUGCGUCACAGUGAGUGGCAUCAAGGGAAGGGAGUACCGCCCGAAGCAAGCGAGACUAGUGCUGUUCAUGAAGAACUUAGACCUCUGUCAGCAGGAUUCUUGGGGAGCCUGUGAAGUAGUGGAUCUGCUACUCCAAUUGGCUCAACGAGGAGGCUUUUACGCCGAAAACCUUGAAUGGAUUGGAGUAAGCGGUCUGCAAAUAUGCGCCUCUAUUGGCGGAAACACCGCGAAAAUCGCACCGCGCUACUUUGCCAUCAAUCAGUUUGUGCGAGUUUCCCGACCCACCAGCCAGGACAUGCUAGAAAUCGUCCAGCGGCGAUUGGAACCUCUUUUGGAGGAGCACUUCAGGGGAUCGGAAAAUCGGGGAAGGUCCGGGGUUAAUUUGCAGCACGUCAGCGAGAGCCUAAUGGACUGCUUUGAGAAGCUGCAAGCGACGUUCACCAACGUGGGAGCCAGGCAGGCACACUACCAGUUCAGCCCCAAAUGCAUCAUGAAGCUGCUGGAUGCCCUUGUCUUUUAUCCUGCCAAUUAUUUCAAUGAGGCUCUAAACUGCGAGCUAUUAGGCAUGUUCCGUGACAGAUUGAUUAGCGAAGAGCAUGUCCAGCAGUUCGAGGGUAUACUUAAGCAAACGAUGCGCAAAUACUAUGGCAAGGAGAAGGUCUUUUUCGUUCCUAAAUCUUCAAAGUCGCGGGGUCAUCUACACUGCCUAACCCAUGACGAAUGGAUGGAAGAGGUUCAGCGACAGGUUACUAUUUGCAAUAGCGAAAAUUACACCAUUCCAUCACCCAUCACGGAGGAACUUCUCAGUCACGUAGCAAGAAUAACCCGAGCUCUGUCACGAACCGAUGCCCACAUGCUCAUUUUGGGGCCAUCAGGAGGACGUCAUCUGGAUGCCAUAUUCGCGGCAGCCACAUUUCAGGAGGCCAAGUUGGUUACUCUGCAAGGAGGACCGUCCUACGAUCUCGCCGACUUCUACAAUGAUCUUAAAAUGGCGAUGCAGACGGCUGCCUUGGAGCAGCAAAUGAGCUAUCUGCUUAUCGAGCAUUGUUGGCUAAGUUAUGUUCCGGAUAUAUUGAAGCCCAUAGAAGCUCUGCUCGAGGGAAGUGAGAUCCUAGAGCUUUUUGGCGAGGAUCUGGAGACGGUGGCGAGUACUCUAAAACAGGCGGCACAGCUCGAGGGAUACCAGGAAUCCAUGGGGUCAUACUUCCUAAAGCGUGCCCGUGAGUAUCUCCACAUUAUUAUUGUCUUGGAUCCCAGUAGUGCCAAGACACAUGACUACUUCAACAACUUUCCUGCCCUGCAUCGUCAGAUGGAUUUGCUUUAUUUAAGAGGAGAAUCCAGAGAAACUAUUGCCAUUCUGCCCAAACAAUAUAUUGAGUUGCUAAAUGAGACAAUCGCGGGUGGAGGAGGUGGGCGUUGCAAGGUACCGACUUGCAGUCACUUUGCAGAUAUAUUGGAUGAACUGCCUUCAGAGGAAACAUCACAAAGAUUUUACCAGCUUAUCCGUACGUACUUCCACAUGUAUAACGAUGCAGCCAAUGUAAUCGAUCAGAGAUUGGGUAAACUGCAAAUGGGAGUUGAUAAGUUGGCCUCUGCACACGGCUUAGUGGAUACCCUAAAAUGCAAUGCAGCAGCUCAGGAGCAGGCUUUGGGGGAAAAGCGACAACUAGCCAACGAAGCGUUGGAGAUGAUUUCCUUCACGAUGAGAAAUGCCAAUGAACAGAAAUCCAGCAUGUUGGAGCUUAAACAGCAAACACAAAAGAGCAGCGAGCAACUAAAGAUUCGACAAAAGGAAAUCCAACAGGAACUGGCAGAAGUAGAACCAAUUUUGGCAGAGGCCAGUAAUGCAGUCGGUCAAAUCAAAUCGGAAGCCUUAUCCGAAAUCAGAUCGCUAAGAGCCCCACCAGAAGCUGUGAGGGAUAUUUUAGAGGGCGUACUCCGGCUAAUGGGCAUUCGAGAUACUUCUUGGAACAGCAUGAAGACUUUUCUGGCCAAGAGAGGUGUAAAGGAGGACAUACGAUCUCUGGAUCCAGCGCGGAUUAGUCCCGAAAACUGUGAAGCAGUAGAAAGGCUGCUUCUGGCCAAAGGCGACUCAUACGAGUCCAAGAACGCCAAGCGCGCUUCUGCAGCAGCUGCUCCUUUGGCUGCUUGGGUGCAGGCUAGUGUCCGAUAUUCCAGGGUCAUCCAGAGCAUCAAGCCCCUCGAAAGGGAACAGAAUGAAUUGAAGAAAAAUCUUAAUGCGGCUGAGGACGAAAUGCAAGAGUUGGCCAGUGGACUGGACGAUGUGGAUAAGCGGGUCAAGCAGUUGUCGGCCAAAUUGCAGACGUACACUCAAGAAGCAGCCGUUUUGGAGCUGAAACUCCAAGAGGCAAGUGGAACCUUGCAGGCGGCAGAGCUUUUGGUGGAAAAACUAAGUGCAGAAUACGCCACCUGGAGCCAUCAGUUGACGGAGCUCAAAAAGGCCCACAAAACACUGGACGGAAAGACUCUGUUGAUAGCCAUAGCUAUCAAUUACUACGCGGGUUUUGGCCUGGAACAGAGAUGUUCAUCCCUCAAACGUCUGGCGGCAGAUUUUCAUUUGCCCGACUUCGACCUCCAGAGAUCACUGCUCACGGAGCAGCAACAGAUUAUUUGGGAGAGUCAGGGCCUGGCGCGGGAUGCUCAGAUCAUUGAAAGCGCCGCCCUACUCAGGGAAAUGCUUUCUCUGCCCUAUGGAGCCUGUCCAAUUCCACUGCUUUUGGAUCCCACACAAACUGCGGCGGCUUGGUUAAUGGCCCAUCUUAAAGGAAGUGGAAAACCAUGCGAGUUAACCACUCACGGAAAUGAAAGGCUAUCCUAUCAGUUAGAGCUGGCUGUUCGUUUUGGAAAGACCCUAUUGGUCACUGAUUGCGAGCAACUACGUCCUCCUGUCCUGCAACUUCUGCAGGGCCAUGUUUAUGUGAGGUUCAAUAAGCGACAACUAGCCAUAGGAUCAAAGUUGGUGGAUCUUCACGAGAGUUUCCAGUUGGUUUUGAUAAGCAAAUCUCAUCGUUUGGAUUUGCCAGAAGAGCAAAGGAGUCAACUUAAUAUUCUGAGAUUUACUGUUACAGCAGCUGGCUUGGCCGAUCAAUUAAUGUCCAAAGCCAUUGUCUUAAAAAAUGGGGAGUUGGAACAGCAGAGGGUAGAGUUGCUACAAAAAGAAGGACAUCUUCUGAAGCAGCGAAUGGAAAUGCAAGAUAACUUACUGGAACAACUAUCAAAAUCAGAAGGCGAUAUACUAAAGAACGAGCAACUUUUGCAAAGUUUAAACGAGAUCAAACAAGGCAGUGCUCGAAUAGAUGAGGCCCUUAAGCAAAGUGGGCAAAUAAAGGACACUUUACUAGCUCAUUUUGGUUCCUUAAGAGAACUCAGUACCAGGGCCUCAACAUUUUAUGCAGGCCUCAUCCAGGGUUAUGAAUUAUCCGCUCUAGUUUACAUUGAACUAUUUUUGGGAGCUCUUUCCAAAUGUGACCGAGAUGAGUCCAAGGUCUAUGAAUUCCUUGUAAGAAGUGUUUAUAUGAAUUUAGCCAGAGCUACUUCCAGAGAUAGCCAGCUAUCCCUAUCUCUGUGGGUUUGCCAUCAGGCAUAUCCCGAUAGAUUAAGCCCAAAGGAAUGGGAGCUGUUUGUGAACAAUUUCAUGGGCAGUUCUGAUGGCAGUUUGAUGCUUAGUCAGUUGGGAAAACUGCCCGACUGCAUGCCUAGGGAAGCGCAAUUAAAGCUGGCUAUGUUAGUACAAUUGUUCCCAGAUUUGCGAAGCAAACUCCAGUUGGAGAAGGACUAUAUCUGGCGCGGAUUCAUUGAGGCUCAAGCGGACGAUGUGCUGCCUGCCUUGGGUUCCAGCUUCCAGCGUGUGCUCAUUGCUCAGAUUUUCCGACCCGACUUGAUGCUUCACCAACUGCGAAAAGUGAGCAGCGAUCUGCUGGGAAUCUCCGCAGAUGCCUCCACCCAACCUUCUGUGGAGCAGUUGCUGCAGCAAAGCAGCUGUGAUAGACCGAUUUUGAUGGUUAGUCAUGCGGAAAACGAUCCAACAACUGAAUUGAGAAAGUGGGCCAAUCAAAAGUACAGGGAAAUGGCCAUUGGAAAGGGUGCUGAGAAAAGAGUUAUCGCCGAAAUGCGACAGGCUGCCAUAGAUGGCCAUUGGUUAUGCGUUAAGAAUGUCCAUUUGGCACCUGAAUUUCUAACCCAAAUGGAAAGGGAAUUGAGUGAAAUUCAAAAAUCAAAAGAUUUUCGGUUGUGGCUGCUGUGUGAAUCUACCAAUGGCUUUUCCGAAGCUGCCAUUUAUAAAUGUCUGAAAGUGCGUUAUGAGCAGCCAAAGGGACUCAAGCAGAUUGUAAAGCGUUUGCUCCAGAAUUUCGCUGCUGAACCGGAUCAAAGGCUUAAAAACCAGCCGAAGAGUCUCAAGAUGAGACUCGUUUAUUUUGUUCUAGCAGCUGUACUUCAACAAAGGCGACAGUUUAUACCCCAAGGUUGGUCGAAGUACUAUGAAUUCGGUGAGGCAGAUCUAAAAGCAGCUUUGGGCAUCCUAAAGUUGAUGGAUCAGCAACUUAAUUCGGGAAAAUGCGAUUGGUUGCUGCUCCAACGUCUCAGUGAAGCGCUUGCUUUCGGCGGAAGAGUAAAUAAUCAGAGGGAUUUGGAGAUACUCAGGAGCUAUCUGAAGCAGUUUUGUUCAGCGGAUGUUUUAAGCAGUCGUUGGUCGCCCCUUGGAUUAACCCUAUCCAUACCAACCAGUGGUCAACUGCAGGACUACUACGCUGCAUUGGAGAAACUUCCUGACACAGAUGAGCCCAGUAUGUAUGGUUUGGCCAAUCAGGCACAACAGCAACGCGAAAUUGAAGAGGCUAAACGAGUUAUAAAGGAACUCAGGGGAUUGCAUUACGGAAGAGGUUCGGCUAAAGAUUCAGGAGGACCAGGAGAGUCCAAGGGAAGCAAUCAGCUUACUAGUCGUCAGAAGCUGGAGCAGCAAAUUAAACCCUUACUGAAUCUGUGGAGGAAAUUGGCUGCAUCGUGUACCAUAAUCCAGACUAUGAAGGAGGCAAAAGCCGAUGUCGGCGAAUCUCCAUGGGCCCUUUUUGUGCUGGCUGAACUGAAACUGGGGGCGGAUCUGUACGGCAUAGUUCACCAGGCCUUGUCACAGUUGCAUGCCUGGCUAAAGGACUCGCAGGAUGUGGAUGGCAACACUCUGAGAGCUCUGGCGGAACAACAGAUUCCUGCCAGUUGGCUUAAGCUGUGGUCUGGCCCUGGCAGCAACAGUGCCGUGGACUUUCUAAGAGCCCUAAUCGUUCGAGCCCAGGCUGCCGAAAGUCGAUUCCGCGAGCAACUGCAUCUGGAUUUUUGCGAGGAAAUCAAUUUCGUCCAGGUGUUUAACUGUGAGAACCUUUUGGCCUGUUUCAAGCUGUUGCAGUCUCAAAAUCUGUCAAUUUCCACUGAACGUCUGGAGUUACAAACUUGCGGGUCCUCAAGCUUGGAAAAUGAUUCAUCGGAUACAAUACUUAAGCUGGCGCCUCUAAAGAUUGAUGGCGCCCAUAGUGGAAUGGAAAAGUCGAACCCUUUCUACAUCAAGUACAAAAUAAGAGAAGAUGUCAGUCAAGCGACUGCCAGUUCCUCAAAAUACGGAAAAAACUCGCUGUAUCCCACCCAAAAUGCAGAAUCGAAGCCAAAACUGCCUCUAUAUUCUCGGAGCAGUCGCGACAAACUGAUUUGCCACUUGAAUGUUGAUAUUGUGACGGGAACGGCGGAGCAAAUUCUCUUAGCUGGAACUGCGCUAAUCGUCGAAGAUUAUUAGAAAGCACUUAUUAUUAUUCUCUUAAGAAUAUACUUGUGUAGAAACCAGAAUAAGUUAGACUGACACUUGAAAAUUAAGCAAUUCACCUUCCCAAAUAUCAAA